Molecule: messenger RNA, 600 nt
Organism: Orbilia oligospora ATCC 24927
Lineage: Eukaryota; Fungi; Ascomycota; Orbiliomycetes; Orbiliales; Orbiliaceae
Exons: 2
Coding region: 1-600 (199 amino acids)
Biological process (GO): endosome transport via multivesicular body sorting pathway
Cellular component (GO): fungal-type vacuole membrane; fungal-type vacuole lumen
Molecular function (GO): ubiquitin protein ligase binding
Source: RefSeq, a predicted model, not a curated record
AUGUGCUCUUCCGACUGUUUUCUCGCGGUUCUCGCUGUCUUGUUUCCUCCCAUCGCUGUUUGGGUCAAGCGCGGAGUCUGCUCCGCCGAUAGCAUCAUAAACAUCGCUCUGCUAUGCCUUGGAUACCUUCCAGGCCUUCUUCAUGCCUGGUACAUAAUCGCGAAAUACCCUGAUCCGUAUAGCUACAGUUACGAGCCGAUCGAAGGAGGUAACCAGCGAGUAUACUACUAUACCGCAACCUACCCAUCUGUCGCUGCACAUACUCAACCUUCGUACGCACCGCAGCAGCAAGGCUGCCAUCAUCAUCACCAACAGGGUCACCGCCCACAGAGUCCAAGAUCCCAGACAAGGCCUCAAACCUAUGGAACCACUGCCACCGCCACCACAACUACAACCGCUGCCGCUUCAGUAUCAUCGCCACCUCGUCCCGUAGCCGAAACCACAGUUGCCGAUACCCAUAAGCCGGCAAUACAAUCCCAAGAUAACCUUCCAGUUGCUAAUGGCAUGGACCAUGGCGAGGGAUCCUCUGCUGGGCCCUCUCAACCACCACCUAGUUAUAGCGAUGUGGUUAAAGGCGAUUACAAAAUCCAGACAGCUUGA